AUGAUUAUUUUAAUUUAUGGAAAUAUCAUAUUAAUUAAUCGAGAAGGAAAUACACUUGAUCAUGUAUCAUAUGAUUGCAGUAGUAAUUCAGAAUGGGGCCUAUGGCGUUGUCCUGGUUCGAGAACGAAAUGUACUGCUAAAAUGGCUACGCGUUAUAAAUGUAUCGGUGGAAGUUGUACAGAAAAUAGCCCAUGUGCUAAACUUAAAAACCAUGCUCAAUCAGAUUCAUGCGUAAAAGUUCUUAGACGUGGUGAAUGUGAACCUUGGUGGACCAACUGGUCACCCUGGUCUCAAUGUACAGAAACCUGUGGAGUCGCUGAGAAAUAUCGUGUUCGUUUUUGUACAGGGGCAUUCAAUUAUAAAAGUUAUAAAUAUAAAGUAAAAAAAUCAAUUUCACAAUCGUGUGCAUCUAUUGAAAGAAUCCAUGAAAGGAUUCAAAAAGUUCCUUGUCCAGUAAGUCGUUUAUGUUCCGUUGUUAAUGGUGGUUGGGGGCGAUGGAGUGAAUUCAGUGAAUGUUCUGUUACAUGUGGUGAAGGAAAACGUAUUCGUCGUCGUCACUGUACUCAUCCUCGACCACAAGGAGGUGGAUUAUACUGUCAAGGUACUGAUUAUCAAGAGGUAUUAUGUGAAGGUCAUUUACCGUGUCCACGGAUGGGACAAUGGUGCUCUUGGUCGCCGGUUACAAAACAGUGUACACGUCAUUGUGGAAAACGUGGGAUGGGAUUAAGAAUACGUCAGUGUGCUUGCCCGAAACCUUCACAAGAUGGUGCCCAUUGUGAAAUACCACCAGAAGCGGCAGAAAUGGCAGCCAAUUUAUCAACUAUUACCAGUGUUGACGCUCCAACGGGAUCAGCACUUACCGCAAUUAUGAAAGGUGAAGCAUUAUGGGAACCAUGCAAUCGCCAUCAUUGCCCAUAUAGGAGAACACUAAGCACUGAAGAGGAUUCAUUAAUUUUAGGAGACUUGAAUCUUCAGAGAGCAGCGGAUACUUGGAAAUUAUCAGGCGGUCUGGCGCAGCGAAUCCACAGUACAUUAAAACUUUUCUGUCCAUCAUCACUUACUUCUCGAAUGGAGAUAUUCGAUAAAUCUGAUCGUUUUCCAAAAUCCAAAUCUUACUGGACUCGUUCAAUUCCUAAAAAUUCUAAAGAGCCUUACGAUACUCCAGGAGAACCAAUAGUAAACUCAAAUCUGUAUAUUGUUGAAGAUGAUCAUUUAACUAUUCAUCGUUUACAACCAUCGACCAUGGGAAUUUAUCGAUUUGGUUACGAAUAUGAACCUGGCUAUUUUGAAACAGUUUGCUUCUUCCCAGUUUAUAUUCAUCAAUGGAAACAAGUGUUACCCCAUGGAGUACAAUUCGAUUUAUUUUGCAAUGCUUUGGGAUUAUGGCCUAUAAUAAGCAAAUCUACAACAAGAUGGUUUGUUUACUGGAAUGUAACUUUAUUCGAAAAAGGAGAACAGAUGAACAUAAACAAGAAUGAAUUAUGGUGGUAUACAGAAGUGAAAAAUCCACAUGUUAGCAAACAAGAAGAAGAUAAUAAGAAUGACAAGGAAGAUGUAAAUCCAACAAAUGUAAGUACACAGUUCACAUUAUGGGAUACAGAAUAUAGAAGAUUAUAUGAGACUGUGGAAACAAUGACAGGGUACUAUGAAUGUCGAAUACUGAAUAAAAUCAAUUCUACAUAUAAUCGGACAUUUAUUACGCAAUCAAUUCACCUGGUAAUAAAACCACCUCCAAGUAUCUGGACUUUAUUUAAAGAAUGGUGUUCACAGUAUCAAAUAAGUUUACUGGUAUUAUAUUUGCUAGCAAUGAUAACAAGUCUACUAUAUGCAACUUAUUUAUGGGUACUAACAGAGAAUUUAACCAAAGAAGAAAUUCAAAUGAUUGGCAUGGACAGACCUGAACAAAAUGAAAAUUUUAAUGAUGCUUAUGUUAUCAACUAGUUUUUAACAAUUU
This is a messenger RNA of Schistosoma turkestanicum, 1954 nucleotides long. The record is from the annotation of a GenBank genome assembly. Lineage: Eukaryota; Metazoa; Platyhelminthes; Trematoda; Strigeidida; Schistosomatidae.